Messenger RNA from Aplysia californica (California sea hare), 3108 nucleotides. Its product is annotated as Y+L amino acid transporter 2. Gene Ontology annotation, molecular function: L-amino acid transmembrane transporter activity. Gene Ontology annotation, cellular component: membrane. The record is from RefSeq and is a predicted model, not a curated record. NCBI's taxonomy places the organism in Eukaryota, Metazoa, Mollusca, Gastropoda, Aplysiida, Aplysiidae. Gene Ontology annotation, biological process: amino acid transmembrane transport.
UGGUCCUGACGUUUGUCAACUGUGCCAGCGUGGAGUGGGCCACCCGUGUACAGGACGUGUUCACCUACGCCAAGCUCCUGGCCCUCGCCCUCAUCAUCGUCACCGGCAUCGUGCAGCUGGGCAGAGGCGAAGUCGAGUAUUUCAAGGAACCGUUUGCCAACACAGAGACGGACAUUGGUCAGAUAUCGCUGGCCUUCUACUCCGGACUCUUUGCUUACAAUGGAUGGAACCUGCCCAAGGCCAUCUGGAUCUCCAUCAUCCUGGUGACUGUGGUCUACGUGUUCACCAACAUCGCUUACUUCUCUACCGUCAGCCCGGAGGAGGUGCUCGGUGGUGCCGCUGUCGCUGUGAUGUUCUCCAAGCGUCUGUACGGAGUCAUGUGGUGGUGUAUGCCUGUCUUUGUCUCCCUCUCUACCUUUGGCGGCGUCAACGGAAUCCUCUUCACCACUUCCAGGUUGCCCUUAUCUGGCCCAUCAUCUACACCAUCGUCACCAUCUACCUGGUCAUCCUGCCCUUGUACGCCAGCCCCACUGAGACAGGUAUCGGUCUACUCAUCAUCUGCACGGGUAUCCCCGUCUACAUCAUAUUUGUGGCCUGGACGUCAAAGCCAAAGAUCUUUGACCGUUACAUGGACAACAUGACGACCUUCCUCCAGAAAGUGUUCAUGGUUGUGGCGGAGAACAAGAAGAAGGACUAAGGACACGGACGUCCUAGUAGUUUAAUAUAUAUGUGUCGCAUUGUGCUGAAAUCAGACGCUCGUCAAAAUAAUGAAACAGAAGAAACGGCCAUUUUUCUGUCUGCUAACAAUAAAUUAACACCAAAAUUUUAUUAAUUUUUUGGGUUCAGUACUUUUUACAUCCUUAAAAAACAUUUCUGUGAGUUUUUUAUGGAAAAAUGUUGAUAAAAGGCACAUAAAAUGCAUGCUUGAAGUUUCCAAGGAUACUCAAGCUUUGGAAGUCCCCAAACUUUGGCGGCCAUUUUUCUCGCUGAUUUUCCCUCUGAUAACCGGCGGCCCCUGACUUCCUUCCAUUGCAAAUAGCUCAACUUCCAUACAUGAUAGGUGGGGAUUUAUUUACUAGAAACAAGACAAAUGAACAACGUUUAAGAUGAUACCAAUAACUCCAUAUGCCUUGACAUUGAUGAGCGCCUGAUUCCACCAUGUUGUGACACAUAUUUUCUCUUUAUCUUGAAACAAGAAGUCAAAACAAGAGACAGAAAAAACUUUUAAAAAAACAAAAAAAAACGACCAGCAAGAGAGCUUCCAUUCAUCAUGUGACGAGUGUACUCGAGCGUGGUGUGAGUUAUGACCCCUGAAAUACUCCCACGGAGGGUGUAUGUUGUUAAGUUCUCUUGCUGUUUCCAUGCUCGCCCAAUGAAUUUCCACUCAUCAUUUUAUUUAGUUUGACUGUUUUGGGGUAUUUUAGAAAGAUACAUGUAUUUUAUAUACAUAUUUUUUUUUGUUGGUAUUUGUGUUGGUAAGAAAUGAAAGUUUCUCUUGUGACAUUUCAUUGCUCUGUGGCUUGAUCUCUAGUCUUUUGAUUUUUCUCCUUUCAAUUUGUGACUCGUGGUUUUGGAGAGCGGUCCUGUAGUCGAUGUUGUUCUUUUAGAUUGGUUCUCUUCUGAAGAAUUAGUCAAAGUGAACGACUCUUCGUGAACAACUUUUUCAGUGAAGCUGUUUCUUAGGAGAGUUAAGAACAUUUUCUGUCCCAGAUUUUAACUCAUCAAUAAGCCACACUUUGGUGUGGAGUUGUCCUGACUUUUAAUUAUUAUUAAAGAGCAUUUUCUCUCCCUCGGAGUUCUAAGACUAAAAGUGCCACUUCUCCGAAACCUUUUUAAAACCUAGAAACACCUGGCUAAUCCAAGUUUUCUUAGGUUUUUUAAAGUGUUUUUUUGGUAGAGUGUUUUAUUAACUCAGCCAGUCGUCAUAUGAGGGACCCCUCUGCGGUUGGUGAACACCUCCUUCCCAAUAGAAGAGAGAGAGAGAGAGAGCAGAGUUUGUCGCAAGUAAUGGGCGUGGCACAAAUGAAGUUUUAUUUUCUUGCCAGUAUAUUUUGCUGUUUUAUUAUUUGUGUCUGGUGUCCUAGUGGGACAGUUGCUGCUUGAGGUCUUUGCAUCUGUGUCUGUGCCAGUCUUGCAUGAGAGCUUACAGUUAGCCAGCUGGUAAAAUAUAUACAAAGCCCAACAUUCUGAAUGUAAAAAAAAUUAAAAAAUAAGUUUCUUAAUCGAAAAUAUUGGUUGCAUAAGCUCAAGAAAUAUUUCGUCAAAUUUCAAAUUUCAAAUGUUGAAAAAAAAGUCAAAGAAAGAUGUACAUCUAUAUAUAUAUAUACAGAAAGUAGGUAAAAUUGUGAAAAGAAUGAAAUAGUUUUAUCCUCUUUCCUGUAAAUUUUUGCUCUCUGGGCUCAGCACAUUUUACCAGCUGGCCAACUUCAUGCAUCCUGCUGAAAGCACAUCAUCGAAAUGAUUCUUAUUUUUCUUUUCUCGCUGCAGCAAUACUCUGUUGUUGUUUGUGACUCUCCUCCCCUUCCCUGCAGUGUGAAGAGGGAGUGCAGAUUAAGUUUUGAUGAAGGAGGCAUUAAGUAUGUUUUGAAUGUAAUAUUUGUGUAGUACAGUACUGUUAUUUUUAUGUGCAUAAUUUAUGUGAGAGUUGAGAUAUUCAUGACAUGAUCGGAGAAGCUGAUGUUACCACUUGACGUUGAUAUAAUGAAUUAUGGGAUAGUUAUUUGACACUUCAGUUGUUGUAGGCAUAAUUAUCUGGUAGUACUAUUUACCUGAGUUUUGUUUAAGCAAAUUUGAUGGAGGUGGGAAUUUCAUUUUUAACUUCAUGAAUCAUAAAGUACUGCAGAUUUUAUGCAUACAUGUUCUUCUAAUUUGCCGCUAAGCUGCAGUUGUUGAAGGAUGUAAAUGUUGUUCAAAAACUCCCUAAAAUUAUGCAGAGUGAUGACUAUAUGAUUUGCAGUGAUGGAGUAAUGGACUUGUUUUUCUUAUUAUAACGCUUAUUGUUUGUAUUAUUUGAGUGUUAGUGUGUAAAAUGUUUGUGGUCUGAGCGCGCUGUAGGAGGUAGGCUCCACAUUUUUCUCAUGUUGAAUAAAACAGAAGCGUGAAAGUUUC